Molecule: messenger RNA, 1534 nt
Organism: Lobosporangium transversale
Lineage: Eukaryota; Fungi; Mortierellomycota; Mortierellomycetes; Mortierellales; Mortierellaceae
Product: Nin one binding Zn-ribbon like-domain-containing protein
Exons: 3
Coding region: 14-1498 (494 amino acids)
Biological process (GO): ribosomal small subunit biogenesis; maturation of SSU-rRNA
Cellular component (GO): preribosome, small subunit precursor
Molecular function (GO): RNA endonuclease activity
Source: RefSeq, a predicted model, not a curated record
CAACACUACCACCAUGGCAUCAGAGGAGAGCAUAAACACAACUGCCAGCACCACCACCCCUGCUCCCGUCACUGAAAGCAGCCCAUUCUUGACUGCAGACGAUACCAAUGAUAGAGCAGUUCAUCUUAUUUUAGAUACUUCACCAUUUCUGCGUGGGGGUGCCUCGAAGCUGAGAGCUUUGGCUGACAAGUUCUACACUAUUCCUGAAGUCCUUAACGAAAUCAGGGAUAGACAAGCACGAAAUGACUUAGCCAUGCUACCCUUUGAUAUCGAAGUCAUCAACCCUUCAGAAGCCUCUGUUCGAGCAGUUGCCGCAUUCUCCAGAAAGACGGGUGAUUAUGCAGUACUGUCAGCAACCGACCUUCGUGUCUUGGCUUUGACCUACCAACUGGAAGUCGAAAACUGUGGCAUGAAACGUAUCCGCACAGAGCCUCAUCGAGCAAAUGUCCAAGCUGGAUCUAAGAAACCUGUUCUACCUAAACGUACAAAACAUUCUGCUAAAGAAGUCACCGGAGAGUUUGAGGAUGGGACUCAGGAAUUGAGCGAGACUCAGCAACAAGAGCAACAGCAGGAUGAGCCAAAUGCGGAUCAGCAAGGAAAUACAGUCUUAGAGGAACAAUCAGAGGAAUCAGAAGACGAUGGUGAAGAUGAUGGUCAAAAUGAAGGCGAUCAAGUACAGAAACAGGAGGUACAGGAUAUCACAAGUAAAUUUGAAACCAUGACCACAACAGAGCCUGCAACAACUAGUGAUGCAGUAGAAGCUGAAUCAUCUAAUAAUGCAACUGAGAAAACGAAAGAAACGACCAAGGAUGAAACCGAGAAUGCUCAAGUAAAUGGAGAUGAAGAAGGAGGCAAUAACGAUGAUGAUGAUGAUGAUGGCGAGUGGAUUACACCGGACAAUGUCAAGAAAUUCAAACGCCAUGGUACAUUAAAGCCCAAAAAAAAGGCUCGCAAGCCGAUGUUGAUGCAGGUAGCUUGUGUAACAGGUGAUUAUGCCAUGCAGAACGUACUUCUCCAAAUGGGACUCAACUUGUUAUCUAUUGAUGGUCUCCGCAUCAGCAAAAUCAAGAACUGGGUUCUCCGCUGCCAUGCCUGUACAAAGGUAACAUCCGACAUGGAUAAAAAGUUCUGUCCCAGUUGUGGAAAUGCAACCUUGAUGCGCACAUCGACCAGCACAGAUCAAAACGGCAAUGUCAAGUAUUAUCUAAAGAAGAAUAUGGUCUAUAAUCUGCGCGGCACAAAAUACUCGAUCCCCACACCCAAGGGAGGUCGAAAGAACAAUGAUUUGAUCUUGAAAGAGGACCAACGUGAAUAUGAACUCUCAUUGAAGUUUCAGAAACGACAAAAGAACAUCGAUGCAUUCGAUCCAGAUUAUGUGCCACGUCUUUUGGAAGGGCAAAUCGAUGUUCGGAAUCCCUUUGGUGCGCCUAUCAUUGGUUAUGGCAAGCGUAAUCCAAAUGCUGUAAGGAAGAAUGGAACUCUGAGACGGAGAAGAUAGAUAGAGAAGAUAGAGAAGAAAAGGUCAUAAAAAUAG